Molecule: messenger RNA, 766 nt
Organism: Anthonomus grandis grandis
Lineage: Eukaryota; Metazoa; Arthropoda; Insecta; Coleoptera; Curculionidae
Exons: 4
Coding region: 114-689 (191 amino acids)
Source: RefSeq, a predicted model, not a curated record
UUACUAUCUGGUAAUAUGAAAUAUAGAUUGAAUUUUAAAUCAGAAAUUUAUGUUUUCUUUAAGAAGUAUAUUUACAAAUUUAAGGUGCAAUGACAACAUAAAAGUACUAUACAAUGGUGAUAAAUAACUAUUGCUGUGUUUUUUUAGUUGGUAUUUUUGUUAUUUCUGCAACUCAAGUUUAUUGUGAUGACAAUCAAUAUCCCAACCUAAAUCCUAAUUGGACGUAUUGUCUUGAAUAUACCUGGAUUGGACCAGAUCAUAAUAAUAAUUCAAUACUUAAUAUUACUUGCGACGAAUACAAAGACACCUAUAGGCUAGGCGAAGACAUUCCAUGUUCAUCUCCUUUAGUGAUAUCUUAUGAUGGUACAAUUCCAGAUGUAGAAUAUUUAUGGCAAAAUCAUAGAGAUAGUGUGCUAUGUAUACGUGCUGCAAACCAGGUUUGUGUUACUUACACAUAUUGGGAUAAAGGUUUAAUUGCUAACCAAACCCAUAUGUGUGCCCGAGUCAAAACAGAUUCGUCCACGAUGACUAACGGAUGUUAUAAACAACCUAGGGGCAACUAUGAAGUGGAAAUAUGCAUCUGUCCCGGUAAUGUGGGAUUAAGCCAAAUGCCUUGUAACAGCGGAGCAAUCACUCAUACCUUGGGACUAAUGACUGUUGUCUUAUGUCUUCUAAAAUUUAUUUUUUAAAUUAGAAUUUAAAUUUAAAAAAAUGUUAUUAAUAAGAAUCAGUAUAGUAGAUUAAUAACUUCUUAAGAUCAGAAAUA